Messenger RNA from Drosophila persimilis, 1241 nucleotides. RefSeq lists its product as uncharacterized. Bases 83 to 856 code for a protein of 257 amino acids. The record is from RefSeq and is a predicted model, not a curated record. The transcript has a single exon. Lineage: Eukaryota; Metazoa; Arthropoda; Insecta; Diptera; Drosophilidae.
UUCUUUGAUUUUAAAAGUUUUUUAUAGACUGUAAACCGAUUUCUACUUCUGCUGUGCGUGACGUCACUUGCAAGGCUUCAAGAUGAAUUACGGAAGGAAAACGCCCUCCACAUAUCGCUCCAAUCCCUCGGUGUACUCCCAUGCCACGGGAAGAUCCUCGACAAAUCUGCAUUCCAAGAUGUCGCGUUCGACGCGGUCUGUGCGGAUUCCUUGGUACCAGCGGCCGCUGCUCAAAAACAAUCAGUAUAUUGAUAUACAAAAGGGUGCCAUGCUCAUUGGCUUAUUUGCCAUUUUCCUUUCACUGUUUACCAUUGCCUCGAGCGUCUUUGAUAUCUACUGCUAUGCGAUGGCCGCACCUGGGUCCACGCAUUAUGGGUACUAUAUCAUAUCGUAUGAGUUUGUCUAUGUGGGAAAUAAGCAUGUGCGCAACAUGUUGAUUGUGUUUGCCCUGUUCUCCCUGAUCAUGGCACUCAUUAACUUUGUGACCAGCGUGCUGCUGUGCGUGGCCCUCCGAAAGGAAUACGAGCGGAAGGUGAUGCCCUGGCUGUGGACCUUUGCCGUGUUCACGGUCUGGCGCGCCCUGGCGCUGAUCUUCUUUGCCAUUGUCAAUGACUUGUACUUUGCCUACAAUGUAAUAAUGGUGAUGCUGUGGAGCAUCUUCUGUUUGCUCUCGAUAUAUGGCUGGGCCGUGGUCUAUUCGCUGUUCCUGGAACUGGUGGAUCUCACCAAACUAGAGGAUUUGGCUCAUUUACGCAUGGGUACAAUGGCGUCGCUGCAUGCCUCCACAGCUAAUUCCCUCGCUGGUUCACGUCCCACAACUCCUCAUAGCACCGUAUCCACAAUGCCCGUUGGCUAGGAAUCGUAUUCUCUAUAUGAGAUAGAUCACAACGAAAUUGCACAAACCAGACCGUCCAAAAGCUGCACCAGACUAUCCCCGAUGCGCUUUGUUUCCACCAACAUUUAAAUAUUUAAACGAUUGUACAUUCCAUCCACCAGUAUAGUGCCUUAGAGAUGCGUCUAUCGAAUACCACAAAUUAUUUACACGAAUCUGCAUAAAUAGUUCUUAAGUUUUGUUCCGUCCAACCGAUGCAAGAUGCAAUGUUUUUCUAAUGCUUUUCUAUAUUGUUAAAGAAUCUCUCUGCCUUUAUGUAUGACAACAUAUCAUGUUUUUUAUAUACAUAUACUAUGUACAACCCGAAUAGUAGCUAUAUUUGUACCGAAAGUAGUACUUUCGACAAGCG